CUGCGCAUGCGUAGGACGGGGGCAAAGUUAACUCCUGAACUUCGUAGUCAGAAGAACAUACUGAUUUAUAAAAUACCAGUGAAAUCAGCGACCGGCUGACAUGGCGUUUCGGCGAAGAAACAAGAGCUAUCCUUUCUUCAGCCAGGAGUUCCUGAUUCAGAACCAUGCCGACAUCGUCUUCAGUUUAGUCAUUUUCAUUCUGAUUGGACUGAUGUUUGAGGCAACAGCCAAGACGGCCAUACUGUUCAUCCAGCCUCAGUACAACGUCACUACACUAUCACUAGAGGGAGAGGUGACAUUGUACCAUUACGGCUGGAAAGACAGCGCCACCAUCCUCUUCUAUUUCUUCAUUGCCAUCAUACUCCACGCAGUUGUGCAGGAGUAUCUUCUGGAUAAAGUGAACCGGCGCCUCCACCUCUCCAAGAGCAAGAACACCAAGUUCAACGAGUCGGGGCAACUGUGUGUCUUUCACCUGGUUUCAAGCGUGUGGAGUUUUUACAUCGUUGUCACAGAAGGAUAUCUCUUACAUCCCAGCAGCCUUUGGGAGAACUAUCCUCAUGUUCACCUCAGGUUUCAGGUGAAGUUCUUCUACCUCACUCAGUUAGCCUACUGGCUCCAUGCCUUACCGGAGCUGUAUUUCCAGAAAGUACGCAAGGAGGAGAUGCCUCGGCAGCUGCAGUACAUCUGCCUGUAUUUGCUGCACAUCUGUGCAGCUUAUCUAUUAAAUAUGACUCGUGUGGGUCUAGUUCUACUCUUCCUCCAGUACGUGUCAGAGUUGGGUUUUCACAUCGCCAGACUUUUCUACUUCACAGAUGAGAACCAUCAGAAAAUGUUUGACCUGUGGGCGGUCAGUUUUGUGUUUACACGCAUGGCCACUCUGACCCUCAUGUUUUUGGCUGUAGGGUUUGGUUUGGCUCGUGUUGAGAACCAGGGCCUGGACCUGGAGAUGGGAAACUUUAACACUUUACUGAUCAGAAUGACAGUUCUACUGCUAGUAUGUUUCACCCAGUCCUGGCUGCUCUGGAAGUUUAUUCGCUUCCAGCUCAGACGCUGGAGGGAGUUCAGACACGAACAGGCCAUCAGAAAGAAGACAGCACCCAAACAACCUCUACGGACACUUAAGAGGGACUCAUUUGGUCAUUAUGAAAACGGAGUCGUCAAAGCCGAGAACGGAACCUCCCCGAGGACCAAAAAACUCAAAUCACCGUAGAAGUACACACACAGCCUGUCCCGAACAAUAGCCGUAGCCCCAGGCCUAGGAUUGUCUACAGCCAGAACAGGGAAACCCAGCAGUUGUCGGCCUCCAGGUGUCCAGUUGACCAUGUCCUGAGAUGUUGGAGGCACUCAGUUGCUGCAGACCUGGGCUUAAUGCUGGAAAAAGAAAAUCAAAGGAAAUUUCCUGAGCCCCACGGACACUUUUCACUUUACUCUUUUCUUCAUAUCAGUAUUUUUGUAUAUCCACCCAUCCCACCAUCCCAUCCUAAGGAAUGUUAUUCCUGCCCCGCACACUUCAGUGUUGAAUGUGUCCGUACAUAUUCUCAUUUACAAGUACUGUAUUGAUUGUAGUGUUGUCUGAUAACACAGUGGUUUUGCAGCUCUCUACUGACAUAGCUUUGCCUCUCCCUCUGGUCUGAUCUUUUGUAAAGAAAAAACACCCCCCAAAUGUUACUGAUCGUACGCAUAGAUAUGAGCUAACUGUACGCUGUCUUUAGCCUCAUCAUUUACUGUCACAAAAGGGAUUCAAACCAAUCUGUGGUGUUUACCAAUCCCAUUGAUUUACAUCUGUCUGAAAAAGAAUCUUCAGUGGUCUCUUCACAGAUUUGUAUCUAUCAAAUAUGUAUGUUGGAUAUUAUGGCAUGCCAUUCUAUGUUUAUUAUUUUUUCCUUUGUAAUUGUUUUGUUAAUUUCUUUAUUAAAAAAUGCAUUUUUCACAA
Molecule: messenger RNA, 1933 nt
Organism: Cynoglossus semilaevis (tongue sole)
Lineage: Eukaryota; Metazoa; Chordata; Actinopteri; Pleuronectiformes; Cynoglossidae
Gene: tram2
Product: translocation associated membrane protein 2
Exons: 11
Coding region: 101-1210 (369 amino acids)
Biological process (GO): SRP-dependent cotranslational protein targeting to membrane, translocation; protein insertion into ER membrane
Cellular component (GO): endoplasmic reticulum membrane
Source: RefSeq, a predicted model, not a curated record